CUUCUAAACAAUUAAAGGUGUUUUAUCUGAAAACUUAUCGUCUCGGCCUCGUAAGAAUAAAAACUAAUUGCUCUAUAAAUUUAAGCUUCAAGAAGCUGAGAAAUGAUCAACGCGUUUAAGACCGUCCGAUUAGGCCGCAAAGUCACUGGAGUUAGUUUUGCCACCGCUUCUGACCAUCAAAAGAUGGAUAAAAAGCCUGAAAAUCCAAACGAGAAAACCGGUGACGUGAUGUCGCAUUCGUUUGGAGAAGGGUACGCGACAAGGUCUGAUGAAGAAGGGUUUGGAGGAACUUAUGGAGGAAAUCAAACUCUUCAAAAGGAUAACGAGAUCCACGAGAACCACCCUGAUUAUGACAAAACUCAAGGUAGCGAAGCCAAGGAGAAGGAGAAAUCAAGGAAUCAGACUCAAGCUCACUAAAGAAGAAGAAGAAUGAUUUACUUUUUUUGUUGUUCUUAUGGUACAAUAAAUCCAGCUUGAUCUUGCUAGUUUGUUGUAUACUAUCUGUUUUGAGUUUUUUUUUUUUUUCUAUUUCAAUUGCGUCUUUUGUUGACACGCAACCUUGCCGGUUUUUUCUUUUUAAAAUUAUCCUUACUUAUGUAACAGUACUCGUUGAAUAAGUAGUUCUUGUUGAUUAUUGAACUUACCCUUUUGACU
Capsella rubella is the source of this 654-nucleotide messenger RNA. RefSeq lists its product as uncharacterized. The record is from RefSeq and is a predicted model, not a curated record. NCBI's taxonomy places the organism in Eukaryota, Viridiplantae, Streptophyta, Magnoliopsida, Brassicales, Brassicaceae. The coding region runs from base 103 to 417 and encodes 104 amino acids. The transcript is spliced from 3 exons.